AUGGACUAUGACUACCAUUCUGCCUACUGUUUGGGUCACUUCAUGAUUGACCUGGUGUACUACCUGCGUGGUGUGAUCUCCGAUGCUGAGGCCAUUGACACCUUUGCGGCAACCAUGGAUGGCGCUUCGCCUCAAUCUUCAGCUCCAAAGAGCCCUUCGUUGCCUCUCGAGCACGACCGAGCUCUACCGGCAGAUCCUCGACAUCCUCGCAGCCAAUCAACAUGGCCUUGCAACGGCUCUCACGAGCACAAGACCAAUGGCGGCAACGCUUCGGGCACUUGGUCGGACUGUGCAACAUGUGGCCUGAGGAUGAGCUACAUUCCUCGACAAGGUACUCCAGCGAAGUAUAUGACCCAGAAUGCCCCGGAGGUCAUCACCAAUGCCCUGAAGAUGCUGAAGGAGCACUUGACCGAGGACCAAAAGCCCAAUGCCAGCAUGGUGAAGACUUGCAUCAGGCUGGUGGAAUCUUCAAUGGCGAUCGAGACGCACAAGGCCAAGUUGACCCUGAUGGAGGCUCAUCACCAAAGCCUAAAAGCUCACCUCCAGCUGCUCCUUGCCGCGCCUGUGACCCAGCUGUGCGAGGAGGAUCAGAACGAGGCCCAGAGUCUGCUGUCAAUGCUGACCGGAGACGAAAUUGCCCGGCUGAGAGAGAUUGCUGCAGAACGAGUUCAAGUGUUUCCCAUGUCUCCGCCCGACUCCGAGGACAACAAUGAGCCUGAGGAUGCGUCUUUGGCUGGGGACUUUGAGCUUUUGCACUUUGUUGAGUCGAAGAUGAUUGGGAAUCCUACGGUUGGUGGCUCUGCAAAGUUUUGUGGCCUACCUUUGAAGAUUGGCCGUGCUGCAGCGUCCUUGAUGGCAAUGCUGAUGCUUCAUGCUCAAGUAGGACUUCAAGGUCUACUACGUGGAGAUGAACGGGUGGAUUGCUGGGAGCUCUUUUGCGCACCUGACAGCUGGCUGACCGCUGCCUGUCAAGCAUCAACCUUCACCAAGGCUAUGACUUAUACCAGCCUUGAGAAAGAUUCCACCGUGUCCAUUGAGCAAAAGCAGAACUUGGAGAAGUUCCGGCGCAAAGAACGAGCUAUGUUCAAGCUGCUCAUACCCUUCCUGUUGGAGAUGCUCACUGCAUACCCUGACACUGAGCUGUUCUGGGAAUGGCCUACAAGAUGCUAUGGCUGGAAAGAACCCUGGUUGGAAACUCUGCAACGUGAACUUCAUCGACUUGACCGUGAUUGGCUUUUUGGUCGAAUCGAUGGUUGCAGGUAUGAACUUCGCUCUCAGCUUGGACUUUUGCUGCAGAAGCGAUGGACUAUUGCCACAAGCUCCAACAGUUUCUUCCAGACCUACCGCAACAAAACAUGCGUGGGCAACAAUGACCACGACUAUGUGCAGGGACUGUACACCAGCCGCAGUGCCUACUACCCUUGGAAGAUGUGCAAGUCCAUUGCACAACACUGGCGCCGAGAACUUUAUCCUGAAAAGUGGCUUCAUCGACUUCACUCUCCACUACCUCUUCACCUCAACAUGGCUGAGCAAGAGCACACCUUGCGGUUGGACUUGAUGCCGCAGAUGCUCCAAGAUGAGCAACCUUCAGCACAAGAUCUUCGCACUUGGCAACUUCAACUUUUGAAAUAUCACAAAGCUGCUGGCCAUCCUAAUAACUACAACCUGGCCAGAAUAGUCAAGGACAGUGGUCGAGCCAAGUGGCAAGUUGAAGCUGCUCUCAAACUUCACUGCGAUGAUUGCCAUACUCUUCAACGUGGUGGUCAUUCAAGUGGCAAGAUCCCUCCAGCUUCCUUGAGAGCAACACCUUCAGCUUGGGAAAUGGUUGGACUUGAUGCCUUUGAAUGGAAUCCACCACACUCUGACAGGAAGUACAAGAUUCUUGCGUUCAUGGACUUUGCAACGCACUUCAAAGUCAUCCACGUGGUGAGAGAGUACGGCAUCAACCAACAACAAACUGAAUCAGCCCAAGAAGUACUGGAUGGACUUUAUCAGUGCUGA
Molecule: messenger RNA, 2001 nt
Organism: Cladocopium goreaui
Lineage: Eukaryota; Dinophyceae; Suessiales; Symbiodiniaceae
Source: the annotation of a GenBank genome assembly